This is a messenger RNA of Myotis lucifugus (little brown bat), 655 nucleotides long. It is a transcript of the gene ADORA1, whose product is annotated as adenosine A1 receptor. The record is from RefSeq and is a predicted model, not a curated record. Gene Ontology annotation, molecular function: G protein-coupled adenosine receptor activity. The annotation marks the transcript as partial. Gene Ontology annotation, biological process: G protein-coupled adenosine receptor signaling pathway. Lineage: Eukaryota; Metazoa; Chordata; Mammalia; Chiroptera; Vespertilionidae. The transcript has 2 exons. Gene Ontology annotation, cellular component: membrane; synapse; dendrite.
GGUGCCCCUCGCCGAUGUGCCCGGCCUCUGCCCGCCAUGCCGCCCGUCUCGGCCUUCCAGGCCGCCUACAUCAGCAUCGAGGUGCUCAUCGCCCUGGUGUCUGUGCCGGGGAAUGUGCUGGUGAUCUGGGCCGUGCGUGUGAACCAGGCGCUGCGGGACGCCACCUUCUGCUUCAUCGCCUCGCUGGCCGUGGCUGACGUGGCCGUGGGCGCCCUGGUCAUCCCGCUGGCCAUCCUCAUCAACAUCGGGCCACAGACCUACUUCCACACCUGCCUCAUGGUCGCCUGCCCCGUGCUCGUCCUCACCCAGAGCUCCAUCCUGGCCCUGCUGGCCAUCGCCGUGGACCGCUACCUGCGCGUCAAGAUCCCGCUCCGGUACAAGACGGUGGUGACGCCCCGCAGGGCCGCGGUGGCCAUCGCCGGCUGCUGGAUCCUCUCCCUCGGGGGGGGCCUGACGCCCAUGUUUGGCUGGAACAACCUGGGUGCGGUGCAGCGGGCCUGGGCGGCCAACGGCAGCGCCGGGGAGCCCGUGAUCAAGUGCGAGUUUGAGAAGGUCAUCAGCAUGGAGUACAUGGUCUACUUCAACUUCUUCGUCUGGGUGCUGCCGCCGCUGCUGGUGCUGGUGCUUCCGCGCUGGUGUCGUGGUCGCCGCUGCC